AUGGUAACAACAAAAUGGAGCUUGUGUUUAAUCUUCUGCCUUUCUUACUCAAGGCUUGUGAUUGCUUCUCCUGCUAACCAUGUGUGCCUUCCAGACCAGAGGGAUGCUCUUUUGGAGUUCAAGAACGAGUUUUAUAUCCCAAGCCCCGAUUCUGAUUACAUGAUGUUUAAAACGAAGACAGAGACGUGGAUGAACAACACUGAUUGCUGUUCUUGGGAUAGUGUCUCUUGUGAUCCUAAGACAGGCAAGGUCGUUGAGUUAGACCUCAUUGGCAGUGAUCUCAAUGGCCCUUUGAGAUUUAAUAGUAGCCUGCUUGUGAUUGCUUCUCCUGCUAACCAUGUGUGCCUUCCAGACCAGAGGGAUGCUCUUUUGGAGUUCAAGAACGAGUUUUAUAUCCCAAGCCCCGAUUCUGAUUACAUGAUGUUUAAAACGAAGACAGAGACGUGGAUGAACAACACUGAUUGCUGUUCUUGGGAUAGUGUCUCUUGUGAUCCUAAGACAGGCAAGGUCGUUGAGUUAGACCUCAUUGGCAGUGAUCUCAAUGGCCCUUUGAGAUUUAAUAGUAGCCUGUUUAGACUACAACAUCUUCAAAGCAUAGAUCUUAGCUUCAGUAAUCUCUCGGGUAUUCUACCGGAUUCGAUUGGCAACCUCAAAUAUUUGAGGAUUUUGAGUCUUCGUUAUUGCAAUCUCUUUGGGAAGAUUCCAUCCUCACUUGGAAAUCUUACUUAUCUAAGUAAUCUUGAUCUUUCUUAUCAUGAUUUCAACAGUAAGCUACCGUAUUCCAUCGGCAACCUCAAAUAUUUGAGGGUUUUGAAUCUCGUAAAUAGCAAUCUCUUUGGAAAGAUUCCAUCCUCACUCGGAAAUCUUACUUAUCUAAGUAAUCUUGAUCUUUCUUAUAAUUAUUUCAACAGUGAGCUACCGUAUUCGAUUGGAAACCUCAAAUAUUUGAGGGUUUUGAGUCUUGGUUAUUGCAAUCUCGUUGGGAAGAUUCCAUCCUCACUCGGAAAUCUUACUUAUCUUACUAAUCUUGAUAUUUCUAAUAAUGAUUUCAACGGUGAGCUACCAUAUUCCAUCGGCAACCUCAUAUAUUUGAGGGUUUUGAAUCUCGUAAAUAGCAAUCUCUUUGGAAAGAUUCCUUCUUCAUUCGGAAGACUUUCUUAUCUCACUGAUCUUGAUCUUUCUUAUAAUUAUUUUGCCAGUGAAGGACCAAACUCGAUGGGGAGACUAACAGAUUUUCAACUAGUGCUACUCAACUUGAGCUCGCUCGUCCGGAUAGACCUUGGUUCUAACCAGUUCAAAGGUAUGCUCCCAUCUAAUAUGAGUAGCCUUUCUAAACUGGAGUCUUUUGAUAUUAACGAGAAUUCAUUUUCUGGACCCGUUCCCUCUUCUCUCUUCAUGAUCCCUUCGUUGAUUGAACUUAACCUGGGACGUAACCACUUCAUCGGUCCUCUUGAGAUUGUGAAUUUCUUCUCUUCACAAUCUAACAUUUCAAAAUUAUACAUUGGAGAAAACAAUUUUAGUGGACCAAUCCCAGGAUCUAUAUUGAAACUAGUCGGACUCUCGGAACUUAGCCUCUCUUUCUGGAACACAGGAGGGGACAUUGUUGAUUUUAGCAUUUUCUUGCAUCUCAAGUCACUUUCCUCACUUGAUCUUUCAGGGAUUCAAUUGAAUAUCAGUUCAACGCUCCAUCUUCCCUCAAGCAUGAGAAACUUGGUUUUAUCAUCAUGCAAUAUUGAUGAAUUCCCCAAGUUUCUACAAAACCACACCAGUUUGUAUAGUUUAGACAUCUCUUCCAAUCAAAUUGAAGGCCAAAUACCAGAAUGGUUAUGGAGUCUUCCAGAGUUGGCGUACGUAAACAUUGCUCAAAAUUCCUUCAGUGGAGAACUAACUAUGUUACCAAACUCAACUAUCGAAAGCUUUAAAGCCUCUGAUAAUCAGUUUUCGGGAGAGAUUCCUAGAGCAAUAUGUGAAGUUGGUACACUUGAUCUUUCCAACAACAACUUCAGCGGUUCUAUUCCCCGGUGUUUUGGAGUUUCCAUUACAUCUCUUUCGAUCUUGCAUCUUCGUAAUAACAGUCUCUUUGGUGUUUUCCCAGAGGAGAUUAUCAGUGCUAACUUGAAAUCACUUGAUGUUGGUGGCAACCAGUUAUCAGGACAACUUCCCAAGUGGCUGAUGAACUGCACUCAUCUCCAGUUUUUGAACGUGGAAGAUAACAGAAUCAAUGACAAAUUUCCAUUCUGUGGAGUCUUGCCAUCAGAUUACUUCGUUGGUUGGAGUGAAAUGUCAUCGGUCGUAGCCAAGGUUGAUUUUAUGCCUCGGUAUAGGGUUUUUGGAGAUGACCUAGAUUCCUAUCUUAGAUAUGUGAAACUAACGAUUAAAGGAGUGGAAAGGGAGCUGGUAGGGAGUGGUUUCAAAAUCUAUAAAAACUUGGAUGUCUCCGGAAACAGACUCGAAGGAGAUAUUCCAGAAUCCAUUGAUUCCACCAUUUCUGUCAAACUUGACCAAUCUCCAAUCAUUGGAUCUAUCUCAAAACAGAUUAUCCGGCAGUAG
Molecule: messenger RNA, 2550 nt
Organism: Camelina sativa (false flax)
Lineage: Eukaryota; Viridiplantae; Streptophyta; Magnoliopsida; Brassicales; Brassicaceae
Source: RefSeq, a predicted model, not a curated record